Messenger RNA from Condylura cristata (star-nosed mole), 671 nucleotides. RefSeq names its product prefoldin subunit 5 (gene PFDN5). Lineage: Eukaryota; Metazoa; Chordata; Mammalia; Eulipotyphla; Talpidae. Gene Ontology annotation, cellular component: cytoplasm; prefoldin complex. Gene Ontology annotation, biological process: regulation of DNA-templated transcription; protein folding. The transcript has 6 exons. The record is from RefSeq and is a predicted model, not a curated record. Bases 104 to 649 code for a protein of 181 amino acids.
GAGGAUCAUAGAGAUGUCUGGCGCAGCGAGCCGCCUGGCGCAGCCAUAGAGAUGCGCAGCGGGUGGCUAGAGCGCCAUUUCCGGUCCGCAAGUCCUUCCCAACAUGGCGCAGUCAGUUAACAUCACCGAGCUCAAUCUGCCGCAGCUAGAAAUGCUCAAGAACCAGCUGGACCAGGAAGUGGAGUUCUUAUCCACGUCCAUUGCCCAGCUCAAGGUGGUCCAGACCAAGUAUGUGGAAGCCAAGGACUGUCUGAACGUGCUGAACAAGAGCAACGAGGGGAAAGAACUACUCGUCCCACUGACAAGUUCCAUGUAUGUUCCUGGGAAGCUACAUGAUGUGGAACAUGUGCUCAUCGAUGUGGGCACUGGCUACUAUGUAGAGAAGACAGCUGAGGAUGCCAAAGAGUUCUUCAAGAGGAAGAUAGACUUCCUCACCAAGCAAAUGGAGAAAAUCCAGCCAGCUUUACAGGAGAAGCAUGCCAUGAAGCAAGGACCUCACUUUUAUCCCCACAGCUGUCAUGGAGAUGAUGAGCCAGAAGAUUCAGCAGCUCACAGCCUUGGGGGCCAACCAAGCCACCGCCAAGGCCUGAGGGCUUGCAGAAGGCCUGGGACUCUGGGUGUGGAUGCGAUGGUGCUUGUUCCGUGCUAAUAAACGUGGCCGCCGGGCAGAG